ACACAUGGCACGGCACCUGAGCGUUGUUCUCAUCUUUACCUCUCUUCUUCCUUUUGUGAACGUCUGAACUUUCUUUUGUCUAUGGCUUAGCUUAGACGUCACUCGUUCCUCGGGCCAUCUGCUGAUAUUCUGCUCCAUAAAACUAUUGACUCCCUUCCCCUAUUAGUAUCAUCAGUAUAUAUAUUUAUAGUGUGCUGCUGUGGUCUGUGAGCUCUAGGGAUGAAGUCGCCGCCGGGAACGACGAUGGUGGCGGCGCUGGUGCAUCUGCUGGCCGCCUUCAGCGCCGCCGUGUUGGCCGCUGCCGGCGGCGAGCAGCCGCUGUCGAAGAUCGGCAUCCACCGGGCCACCUUGGCGAUCCAUCCGGGCGCCUCCGUCGACGUCUCGCCGCUGCUCCUCGGCCUGCAGGGGCAGGACCAAGAAUGGGUGACCAUCGGAUUUAACAACCCCAAGCCAUCCAAGGAUGACUGGAUUGGGGUCUUUUCCCCUGCUAAUUUCAGUGACUCCAUUUGCCCGUCGGAGAACCAAUGGGUCGAGGCCCCUCUUUUGUGCACGGCUCCUAUUAAGUUCCAAUAUGCAAACUAUACGACGUCCGACUAUGCGAAGACCGGAAAGGGGUCCUUGAGGCUUCAGAUAAUUAAUCAGAGGAGUGAUAUAUCAUUCGCAUUGUUUUCUGGAGGACUCUCAAAUCCGAAGCUUAUCACACGUUCAAAUAGCAUAACUUUCGCAAACCCGAAGGCUCCUGUGUACCCACGCUUGGCACAAGGAAAGUCCUGGGAUGAAAUGACAGUGACAUGGACAAGUGGAUAUAGUACGAAGGAGGCUACACCGUUUGUUGAAUGGGGCAUACAAGGGCAAAUCCAAAUCCUUUCUCCUGCAGGCACCCUUACGUUCAGUCGCGACACUAUGUGUGGCCCACCUGCUAGGACAGUUGGAUGGCGCGAUCCUGGUUUCAUACAUACAAGCUUCCUCAAGGACCUAUGGCCUAAUCUUAAGUACACGUACAGGAUUGGCCAUCGGCUAUUCAAUGGUCAAAUUGUUUGGGGACGUCAGAAUAGCUUCAAAGCACCUCCCUAUCCUGGGGAGGAUUCUUUGCAACGUGUUGUCAUAUUUGGAGAUUUGGGCAAGGCCGAGAUUGAUGGCUCAAACGAAUACAAUGACUUUGAGCGUGGUUCAAUCAACACAACUUACCAGCUAGUUAAGGACUUGAAGAAUAUCGAUAUGGUGAUGCAUAUCGGAGACAUCUGCUACGCCAGUGGUUAUCUGUCACAGUGGGAUCAGUUCACUGCACAGGUUGAACCCAUUGCUUCUACAGUACCUUACAUGGUGGCAAGCGGUAACCACGAAAGAGACUGGCCUGGAUCAGGAUCCUUUUAUGGGACUCUGGACUCGGGCGGUGAAUGCGGCGUGCCAGCUCAGAACAUGUUCUAUGUGCCAGCAGAGAACCGUGAGCAGUUCUGGUACUCGACGGACUACGGGAUGUUCCGGUUCUGCGUAGCCAACACGGAGCUGGACUGGCGGCCAGGCACCGAGCAGUACAAGUUCAUCGAGCACUGCUUGUCGUCCGUGGACCGGCAGAAGCAGCCGUGGCUCAUCUUCCUCGCCCACCGCGUCCUGGGCUACUCGUCGGCCACCUUCUACGGCGCCGAAGGGACGACGGAGGAGCCCAUGGGGAGGGAGAGCCUCCAGCUCCUCUGGCAGAAGUACAGGGUCGACAUCGCCAUGUACGGCCACGUCCACGGCUACGAGCGAACGUGCCCAGUCUACGAGAACGUGUGCGUGGCCAAGGGGUCGGACCGGUACAGCGGCGCGUUCACGGCGACGACGCACGUGGUGGUGGGCGGCGGCGGGGCGAGCCUGGCGGAGUACACGGCGGAGCGGGCGCGGUGGAGCCACGCGCAGGACCUGGACUACGGGUUCGCCAAGCUGACGGCCUUCAACCACACGACGCUGCUCAUGGAGUACAAGCGGAGCAGGGACGGCAGCGUGCGCGACAGCUUCACCGUCUCGCGCGACUACCGCGACGUCCUUGCCUGCGGCGUCGACAACUGCGCCAGCACCACCAUGGCGUCCUAGAGCGCCGCUCUUUUCGCUGCGGCUCGGCUCUGUUGUUGUUGUUGGAUCGAUGGAUGCAAUUUUGUUCUCGUGAUGAUACUUGGAUAGAUAUGCAGUGUUCAGUUCAUAGAUGACUGAGAAACCCAUGCAGAGGCGUUUCGAGUUUCGAUAUUUUCUUGAAGUGUUUCCAUAUUUAAAAAAAAUCCCUUAUUAAAAAUGAACUAAAAUAAAAGUGUUCAUGAAUUAA
Triticum urartu is the source of this 2299-nucleotide messenger RNA. Its product is annotated as putative inactive purple acid phosphatase 1. The record is from RefSeq and is a predicted model, not a curated record. Lineage: Eukaryota; Viridiplantae; Streptophyta; Magnoliopsida; Poales; Poaceae. Gene Ontology annotation, molecular function: metal ion binding; acid phosphatase activity.